Trypanosoma cruzi is the source of this 808-nucleotide messenger RNA. RefSeq lists its product as uncharacterized. NCBI's taxonomy places the organism in Eukaryota, Euglenozoa, Kinetoplastea, Trypanosomatida, Trypanosomatidae. The transcript has a single exon. The record is from RefSeq and is a predicted model, not a curated record. The annotation marks the transcript as partial.
AUGUUACGCCUCAGUGUGUCUUUCUUUGGGUUAAAGCGAAAGAACUCCACGCAUGUGCACAAGUUUCUUGAAGGAUGUCCCCUUCCAGAGACGCUUGUGGAUGACCUUGCGGGAGCGAACUUAAAGUCGUCUACGCCGUUCUUCAGCACGAUGCCACGUUACAUUGUGGCGAAGGAAAAUCGUCUGUCAACGUUGUUUUUUCAUCAUGCACUUUAUCCUGCGGGAGGGGCGCGGCGACCGUACCGUGUGGUGGUGGUCCGCGGUGGUCGUGGGGUGCGGAGUCAACCCGGCGUGGCCGUAACCCUCUCCAAAAGUGCUUUUGAGGAGAACUCAUGUCGUCUUUAUCGAGAUCCGGCACGGCGUCCUUUUUUCUACUCAAGGCCACCUGCUCUGGCACCGUCUCGUUUCAGCCACGAAAUGAGGAACAAGGAUGAGGGAAAAAACGAGGCGUCCGUCAACUCCAGCAAUGUGACUGGUCAAGAAAGAGGCAUGACGGCAAAGUCGUCGCGUUCUACCGAAGACAGCCUGCUAGCGCCCCUAUGUGGGGUUAUUGAAAGUCACUUUCUGGCACUCUUAAAGCAACACGCGAUAGAGGAAGGUGGUGGGAACGAGAUGACAGCCGACCCUAAAAGAGCAAGAGAAGGUACAGGAAAAACAAUCGAGGAGGAACUGGCGACCUUGUUGAGUGGUGGUCACGGUGGUAUAAUGACGGCGGAGGAGGAAAGGGAUACGACGGUCUUAAGCCCCCCCUGUAGUGAUCUUGUGGGAAAGCUGCUGCGGAAUGUUGCGUCGCUUCCUUUUUCCUUCU